Messenger RNA from Micropterus salmoides (largemouth bass), 733 nucleotides. RefSeq names its product vegetative cell wall protein gp1-like. Lineage: Eukaryota; Metazoa; Chordata; Actinopteri; Centrarchiformes; Centrarchidae. The transcript is spliced from 4 exons. The record is from RefSeq and is a predicted model, not a curated record. The coding region runs from base 4 to 582 and encodes 192 amino acids.
CACAUGUGGCACAGGUGGCAUUUUCACUUAGAGACUGGAACAAUGGGAGCUCUGCGGGCCUUGCUUGUUUGCGUGUUGACUGUGUGGUUUACCAAAGGCUCUGGUUUGCCAGUUGGAGGCACAACAGAAAGUCAGGAUGAUGAGCUGCAGAGAGUGAGAGAGUUUUUGUUGCAACAAGAUGCUGAUGGAGACUAUAACACGACGGGCCUCACCAAUGUGACGAACACGACGGGCCUCACCAAUGUGACGGCCACGACCCCAGCGCCGUCUCCGGCCACGACGGGCCUCACCAAUGUGACGGCCACGACCCCAGCGCCGUCUCCGGCCACGACCCCAGCGCCGUCUCCGGCCACGACCCCAGCGCCGUCUCCGGCCACGACCCCAGCGCCGUCUCCGGCCACGACCCCAGCGCCGUCUCCGGCCACGACCCCAGCGCCGUCUCCGGCCACGACCCCAGCGCCGUCUCCGGCCACGACCCCAGCGCCGUCUCCGGCCACGACCCCAGCGCCGUCUCCGGCCACGACCCCAGCGCCGUCUCCGGCCACGACCCCAGCGCCGUCUCCGGCCACGACCCAACCCUGAUUGUGUCUCGCAUGGUCACAUUAGGAGGCAAUUAAAGUUUGGGACUUGGUGGACCAUAUGCAAGACUUCUUUUGCCUGUCUUUCUGCAUGUACCCUCCCUGUUGUCUCUGCUUUAAAUAAAACUUGACUUGAGAUCUUUCAGAAAAGGGCA